AUGAAUUCACCUUCAGUCACUUUACAGGUCGAUAAUGACUAUGCCUCCCACUCUCCAGCUCCUGCGACACCGGCACUGGACUGGGCUGAGACGCCUCCAACGGCAGAAUACCCGCAGACCCCAGAGGAUGGCUUCGAUUCCGAUGGCGGUAUACCUUUGCCUCCCUCUCCUCUCGCAGGCCGCGAGAACGGUCGAAAGGAACGGCAAAUCACCAUUCUGGAUUGCUCCCAGCUCGACUCAGAUGUAUCCGGACAUUUACUAUCAGACCUACCCAGCCAGGCGAGCCAAAGCAAAUGCCUUUUCAAGAGGAAUCCUCCCAGGGCCACCGUGAUCGCGAAACCUCAACAACAGCACCCUCCAUCAAGAGACGAUGCGCCUGCUGUCGUAGGCCAUCACGCCAGAGUCAGAGCAGAGGAAGGAACGUGUUUGCGAGGUGUCUCGAAGGUCUCUUUCUCAAGCUUAGGCGCAAGUGAUGAAAGAAAUGCUGCUCUAGGCACGAACGCAGCUGGAGUCAGUGUCGCUGCUGUUGUGAGCAGCGUCAAAACUGAAAAUUGUCUCUUCGAAUUCAGCGGAGCAGUCGUCACUGAAGCCCCUACUAAGACCGCCGCAACCAUAACGACAGCUACACCUUCUUCAUACGCGACAAAGAAGCCACCUUUACCGCUCUCAUUCGUGUGGGGAUUGAGUACGACGCUGUCUAAGAUUCUGCCCCUCGAGACCGUCGAAAGAUUACAGGCUGACCCUCUGCGCUGUGUGGCCACAACACCGCAAGGUUCAAGAUGCAAAAAACAGAAUGCGGCAAAACUAAAUGAACAGAUUGCCACUAAAUUAGUCAAAAAGCUCUCAUCUCUCGAGCGACCAUUGAAACCCGAAGCCUUUGCGAAGCGCAUCCUGGCGGUGGUAUAUCAGGCGACCUGUUCGCACCCACACAAGAGGGUUGCCGAGAAGCAUUUGGACAAAUUGUGUUCUUACUCAUGGGAGUGGAGCGAAACCACGGCUGGAGACGCGCACCGGUUCGGGGCAAUUAUGAACAGCGCUGUCAGUAUAUUCCAACUCUGGAUUGGAGCAUUGAUAAACUUUCCAGCAGAUGCCGAAGAUGGAAACAUAUCUGAAAAUCAGGACACUGGCACCGUGCGGCGAAUACUCACCCGAAAUAGUGACCUUGUCGAUGCCCUAGCAACAGCGAGACUGGUUCCUCCUUGCCAUACCACUCUGGAGGACCCGGCAAUUUCACGCCCAAACAUUCGUCCCAACGCAGACAGGAACAUUACCACUCGACAAAGCGCACGGCAAAAGACGGUAACUUCGAACCCCUUGCACCGCUACUUCCAGAAAUUUCCUUGGCCUAAAGAGAAGAUGAAUAUCACUCCCCAGGAAUUGAUCCGCCAAGCUCUCCUCAAGCCCCUGACACCAGGCGAUAUGGACCGAUUCGGAUUCAUAUAUAUCUUCUGGCAGCAAGGCCUGUUUGGGCACGUCAAAAUCGGCUAUUCCAGCGACGUUGACCAACGGCUUCAAAAGUGGAAACGACAAUGCGGGUACGCCGUCGAGCAGCACGAGCCCGGAGAAGCCGGCGUGAGGCAGGGGGUUCCUCACUUACACCGCGUCGAAUCACUGAUUCACGCCGAGCUGAAAGAAUAUCGAGUUUGGGAGCCCUUCUGCACGAAUUGUGGGAAAUCCCAUAAAGAAUGGUUUAAAGUUAAGCUGGACUAUGCAUUGAAGGUGGUGGCAAAAUGGACGAGCAAAUCCCUCUACUUGGAUGGGCGUUUGAAAACCAGCCUCACUCAAGCGGAUAUCGAGAAGCUUUGCGAACUGACUGUGGAUGAAGCACACACCAAGUCACAAAGGUCAACGCGGCAUGUGAAGGUCUCUAACGUGCGUAGUCGUGGCAGUCGGGGUCGAAGGAACGUCGCUCACAAACGAUCAAGUCUCGCGUAG
Rhinocladiella mackenziei CBS 650.93 is the source of this 1935-nucleotide messenger RNA. RefSeq lists its product as uncharacterized. Bases 1 to 1935 code for a protein of 644 amino acids. Lineage: Eukaryota; Fungi; Ascomycota; Eurotiomycetes; Chaetothyriales; Herpotrichiellaceae. The record is from RefSeq and is a predicted model, not a curated record. The transcript has a single exon.